AUGCCCCCGUACGCGAUCACCGCGCCUUAUCCCUCGUUUUCGCUCGUUAUAUCCGAGGCAUAUCUCCACUUCCGCGAACCUGAACCGCGUCCCGACCUUCCACUGCCCUCGCGCUUCCAUCCGUACGCGCGUCCGGCCCCGCGCGAGCCGUAUUUGGACGAAUGUAUGGUCACCGUCGACUACCGCUACACGCCACCGCCCGUCCCUACGGUGUCCUUCAGCCCUAACCGCGAAGAUAUUAUGGCAGUUGAUGAGCGCGACGACGCGAGCGUCGAGUCGUAUUUCUUCGCCCUGGACAAUCUCCAAGAUGCUGUCCAAGGCAAUACUGAGGUGCAGUUGGACGAGCUUCGUCGCCUUGGGCGUCGUCCGAGCCUCUCGACGCUUGUGAUUGACCUCGCCCUCCUCGUCAAGGAGAAACUGAAGAAGCUCAAGCCCGUCGGCUCCGGCGCGUCCCGCGCCUCUCAAAAGACCCAGAAGUGA
Peniophora sp. CBMAI 1063 is the source of this 480-nucleotide messenger RNA. Lineage: Eukaryota; Fungi; Basidiomycota; Agaricomycetes; Russulales; Peniophoraceae. The record is from the annotation of a GenBank genome assembly.